GAGCCCUUAGUGACGAGUGGCGGCGGGGUCGGGACGCAACAGGUGUUCAGAAGCAGCUGCCCUGAUGUCCAACAAUGUCAAGGCGUAGAAUUUGGCCCUUACAUUUUUAGGAAGUUUUGAGCUUCAUUGAAUAUUCGGAACGCCGAGUUGAAACUCUUGGUCAAUGGUGUCAGAGGGUGUACAGAAUCUGAAUCCGCUAAUCUCGCGUAAUGUAGAGCCCAGGCGAUAUUCCGAGCUGAUUCUGAUCUGCCGUACGUAGAGUAGUAAUGCAAAAGGAGGGCUCCUGGUAUGUGAGAUCCGGCAAGCAUGAGGCUUGAGCGCGCUAAAGUGCGCGGUCGCGGAAUUUCGCAUGCGGUUUCGACAGAUGACUUUCUCAGAGAUUUUAUCGAAGUCGGAGACCAGGCGAGCUACAAAUGCUUCGCAGUAGUGACCUGAUACUGAUCACCUCCCUUCCGCAGUCGCUUGAGGCUUGCACUCUGACGAAAUUUUCCACCACGACGACGGCGGCUUAUGCGCCAACGUGUAGAAUCCGGGAGACAUGGCCUUCUUAUCAAGAUGUGAUGAGGAGGAGGAGGAGGAAAGAGGUUUGUGGCAAUCAUUGAUUCUAUUCGGAUCCUGUCUCCUUCACGCAGAGAUUGGCACUCAUGCAGCUGUAUGUAGAAUUUCGUUGGGUUUCAGAGCUUUAAAGGACACCUCAUCAAGCCGGGGCUUGGGCCUAGUUUUACAGUGGACUGUAGCAACAUCACACUCUUAUGGAUGCAACUGCAAAUGACCCGAGAGACAUUUGCAGUGCAUUUGCAGAUCUAUAGGCCAAACGUGGACGUGGAAUGCUUGGUGUGUUUGAAACUUUCCACGCAGGUUAAAGCUCAAUAUUGGAUUCAAGCCACACGAAAACAACUAACAAGGUCAACGAAACCUGGAACGCGGGCAUUUGCAGAUUCUUCAUUCGUGUUUAUUUUUCAAGUUCAGAAGUAUCUGCAGUAGAUUCUGCGGUAUAGGUGGAACUUUAUCUGCGCUAGGCCCCAAGACUCUCUUGCGGCAUGACAAUAGGACAUUCUGAAUUCUCUAUUCACGUAGCCAAUCAAUACGAAUCCGAUCGAUUCAAUCAUAUCACGCUCCCCCUGGAUUUCUUUACUCUUCUGGCAGUGCAUUCGUGUCAAUGUUUCUUGCACCGAUUAGACUCGUCCGGCCCCGCCUCCGCAACUCCAAUAUAGAACUCUUGAACUAGAAAAUUGUUUCCAUUCCGUAGAUUGAAGAUGAGUCAAAAGUUGCUAAUUGCUUGAAGGUUCAUCUGAUUGGAUUCGAAGGUUUGUGGUCGUUAUUUCCUCCUUUCGAACCUUGUACUUUCGGCGGAUGUUUGAUUGACAUGGUACGGAGAAAAUCUCUUCAGGCCAAGUAAAGUAAGAGAG
This is a messenger RNA of Marchantia polymorpha subsp. ruderalis, 1409 nucleotides long. NCBI's taxonomy places the organism in Eukaryota, Viridiplantae, Streptophyta, Marchantiopsida, Marchantiales, Marchantiaceae. The record is from the annotation of a GenBank genome assembly.